Messenger RNA from Eublepharis macularius, 2279 nucleotides. RefSeq lists its product as uncharacterized. The coding region runs from base 433 to 1146 and encodes 237 amino acids. The transcript has 3 exons. Lineage: Eukaryota; Metazoa; Chordata; Lepidosauria; Squamata; Eublepharidae. The record is from RefSeq and is a predicted model, not a curated record.
GCCCGGGAGGCGCCGGCGGGAGCAGGCCGGGCCAGGCGCCCCUCCGCAGCCCGCCGCCCUGCCCCGCCGGCGCCGCCCGCUGCGCCCGCACCCCUUCGCGGCCCGCCGCUUUGGUUCGAGCUGCGGGCAGUGCGUCCCCGGCCGGCGCCAGCCUAUCAAAGGCCCGGCGAGGCUGGCUGGCCGAGCGGCGGGGAGUGGGGAGGCAGGCCGGCCGGCUGGCCCGGGGGCCGCCCGUGCCCUCGCCAAGGCCGCCGCAAAGCCCUCGGCUCUCCACCCCCGCCCCGGCCCCUCGAUCGCCCGCCCGCCGAGCCCGUCUUUGACGCCUGCAGACCCUGACGCCGCCCCGUGCAUCCGAGCGAGUGGGCGACGCUCCUGCUCCAGCUCCGAGGAAAGCCGAGCAGGUGCCCCCCGGCGGAGGCGCUGGGCCGGGCCAUGGGGCCCUCUUCCCUGCGCCCGGCUAACAGGGCUGGAGCUGCAAGAGCCGGACUCGGGCCCAGCAGCACUCGAAGGCGCCCUUCCACCCGCGAACAUACCGCCUCGUGUCUGGCCUCGUCCUCUGGAUUGCCAGCUGCCUGCAAAGCAGAAGGGCCCACAGAGGCUAAGGAGGAUGCGAGUCACCUCCAGCCCGGGAAAAGUUCCAGCUGCCCCCCCCUUCCAUACUCUCGAAAGCUUUGGAAAUCUAGUGGGUCUUUAAGGCGCCACUGGACUCGAAUCCAGCUCUUCCACUACAGACUCACAGGCUACCCAUUUGGAACAAGGCUGGGAUUCUUACCCGUUUGGAAAGGGUUGCUUCACUCUGAAUCGCUGUAUGAGAAGCUCUUCCAGAGCGAUCAGCAGGAACGACCUGCUGAAAUUGACCAAUCGUGUCUCGAUGGACUACGCCCAUGCCGGAAUAUGGCAGAUAACAGGCAGGUGUCUGUCAUCCCCCUCCUGUGCCUUAGCCGGCUCCUUAAGUUUUUAUCUGCUGGUCCUGCUGGAAUGGACAGGAAGGAAAAGGCUGAGACUACAACAGGAAAGAGCAGGAAAUUUGCUUCUGGACUGAGAAAACGCAAGAAGUCACAGGCUGUGAAGGCUGCCAGAAACCGCGUGUUUUCCAGGACUGUUCUCUAUCUAAAAAGAACAUCUCUGUUUUUAAACCUAACAUAACUACAUGCACAUAUAAAAACAGAGCCUGGUGUGUAUCAAAGACUGAAUUCGCCAGAGGUUAGGCCCGAAAUCUUUCUAUAAUGACCGUGCUUAGCUCUGGAAGAGAAAAAAAUGACUAUGAGCAUGUGUAGAGCGCCUCUUUCUUAUUACUGAUUUACCACAACCAUCAUUCACACAAUUACAGGGAAAGUUUCCAAGUUGGAUCUUCAUGGUUUCCUAUUUUAGAAAUUACACUCAGCCAGUCCCCAAGCUGUAUAAAUGCUGACGUUUUGUUUCUCAUCCUUUCGUGACAAAUUUUUACUUUGGGAUGUAUUUCGUACACCUUUUAGUCUAUUGUAACCCGCUCCACUCUCCCAGCACUACAAUACCAUUAGUGCCAAUUGUAUUAAUAAGCAACUCAUAUAGCUUGAGAAACUGCAACCCAGUCAUAUUGAAUUUCCCCGCAUUGAGUUCCCAGGUUUGAUAUUUGAUACGGCAACCUUACAAAGAGCGGAGACGGGCAUCCUUUAGAGAACUGCUGAAGACAGCUAAUUGUGGAAAGAUCCAGAAGAAGGAAAUCAAGAUCCUUUAGAAUCUAGCGGGUUUGAAUUUGCAAUGUAUUUCUGCUCAGCCUGGAAGUGUGCAAAGAUUCAUUGACAUGGCCACAAAAUGAAGCUAAUUCUGAAUCAGAAAACAGCAGACCACCAGCUCUCUUGUUUCCACAGUGGCCCUAGUUGAGAAGGACUUGUUUGGAAUAUUUACAUCCCACGCGCACAUAGCAGCUUCCAGCAAAAGUUAAGAAAACAGCCUAGCUAGUAAGCCAUUUAAAAUAUCUGGAACAAUCUAAUUUUAAAUCCAACGUUAAUAUCAGUAAAAACACAGCAGCAAGAUAAUCUAAAAAAACCAAACGGCCACAAUAGCAGCACUAACCUGAUAAAAUUGGCAUGUGCGUGUUAAAAAACAAUAUGAAAAGAUCCACGAUUGCAAAGAAUGCCAAACAAUACAUCAAAAAGGCAGAGAAAGGAAGAAGGGGAAGGAGGAGGCAGGAUCAGCAAACACAAUAAAAUCAUCCAUUGGUUUUGUUAGUUUCUCUUGGCUCCUUGAUAUGUGGAUAGGAAUAAAUAUAACAUUAAUAAAUAUUCUAUAUAACAUUG